CCGCACAGCGGCGACGGCGACUAGUAGCAGUACGCUCCCUCCCAAGGCGCGCUAUAUAUAAACACCGCCCUCCCCUCCCCUUCAUCCCCCAGACGCGUCAUCCCUCACCGCCCUCCUCCUCCCCUGACUCGAGAGACGUACGAAGCCGCCGUGCCAAAUCCUCCGUACGAGCGUUUCUUGGUAGCCGAGGCUGUCGUCUUUCUUGGACAAGAGCCGGCGCCGUGAAGCAGCCAUGCAUAACAGGGCGGGCGGCGGCGGCGGCGGCGGCGGGGACAUCGUGGAGUUGUCGUCCGCGGCGCAGGGGCACGAGAGGGAGCGGGUGAUCCCGCACAGCGGGCCCCUGAGCAAGAAGUCCGGGGCGCGGAAGAGCGCGCGGUUUGCGGAGUCCGUGUCCGCGCCGCUCUCCGCUCCCCCUCCGCGCGGCACCCCCUCCGCCGCCAACAACGAUGACGAUGACUACGUGGAGAUCACCCUCGACGUGCGCGACGACUCGGUGGCGGUGCACAGCGUCAAGCCCGCCGCGGGCGGCGACGACUCGGACGUGACGCUGCUGGCGCGCACGCUGGAGAAUCGGUCCUCCUCCUUCGGCCACUCCGUCAUCCGGAACGCCUCGUCCCGGAUCAAGCAGGUGUCGCAGGAGCUCCGCCGGCUUGCCUCUGUCAAUCGCCGUGGCGCCGGCCCGCGCAUCGACCGGUCCAAGUCCGGCGCCGCGCACGCGCUCAAGGGGCUCAAGUUCAUCAGCAGGGCCGAUGGCGGCUCCGGGUGGCCCGCCGUCGAGAAGCGCUUCGACGACCUCUCCCAGAACGGCCUCCUCCACCGCUCCAAGUUCGGCCAGUGCAUCGGGAUACGGGAGUCGGAGUUCGCCGGCGAGCUGUUCGACGCGCUGGCGCGGCGGCGCAACAUCCCCGGCGACAGCAUCAGCAAGGCGGAGCUGCUCGAGUUCUGGGACCAACUCUCCGACACCAGCUUCGACAGCCGCCUCCAGACCUUCUUCGACAUGGUGGACAAGGACGCGGACGGGAGGAUCACCGAGGAGGAGGUCAAAGAGAUCAUCACGCUGAGCGCGUCGGCGAACAAGCUGUCCAAGGUCCAGGACCAGGCGGAGGAGUACGCGCGGCUGAUCAUGGAGGAGCUGGACCCGGCCAACCUGGGGUACAUCGAGCUGUACAACCUGGAGAUGCUGCUGCUGCAGGCGCCGAGCCAGUCGGUGCGCAUCGGCACCACCAACAGCCGCAACCUGAGCCAGAUGCUGAGCCAGAACCUCCGGCCCACGGCGGAGCCCAACCCGCUCCGGCGGUGGUACCGCCGCGCGCAGUAUUUCCUCGAGGACAACUGGCGGCGCGUGUGGGUGAUGCUCCUGUGGUUCUCCAUCUGCGCGGGGCUGUUCGCGUGGAAGUUUGUGCAGUACCGGCGCCGCGCUGUGUUCGACGUCAUGGGGUACUGCGUCUGCGUUGCCAAGGGCGGCGCCGAGACGCUAAAGUUCAACAUGGCGCUCAUCCUGCUCCCGGUGUGCCGGAACACCAUCACCUGGAUCCGCAACCGCACCGUCGUGGCCCGCGUGGUGCCGUUCGACGACAACCUCAACUUCCACAAGGUGAUCGCCGUGGGCAUCGCCGUCGGGGCCGGCCUGCACAUCAUCUCUCACCUGACCUGCGACUUCCCGCGGCUGCUCCACGCCACGGACGCCCAGUACGCGCCGCUGGCGCAGUACUUCGGCACGCCGAGGCCCAACAACUACUGGUGGUUCGUCAAGGGCACAGAGGGGUGGACAGGGCUCGUGAUGCUGGUGCUCAUGGCCAUCGCCUUCACGCUCGCCACGCCGUGGUUCCGGCGCGGCAGGCUCCGGCUCCCCGGCCCGCUCAAGCGGCUGACGGGGUUCAACGCGUUCUGGUACUCCCACCACUUCUUCGUGGUCGUGUACGCGCUGCUCAUCGUGCACGGGCACUUCCUGUACCUCACCCACAAGUGGUACAAGAGGUCGACGUGGAUGUACCUGGCGGUGCCCAUGGUGCUGUACGCCUGCGAGCGGCUGACGCGGGCGCUCCGGUCCAGCGUCCGGCCGGUGAAGAUCCUCAAGGUGGCCGUGUACCCGGGCAACGUGCUGUCGCUGCACUUCUCCAAGCCGCAGGGGUUCCGGUACAAGAGCGGCCAGUACAUCUUCGUCAACUGCGCCGCCGUCUCGCCAUUCCAGUGGCACCCGUUCUCCAUCACGUCGGCGCCGCAGGACAACUACGUGAGCGUCCACAUCAGGACGCUCGGCGACUGGACCCGCGAGCUCAAGAACGUCUUCUCCAAGGUGUGCCGGCCGCCGACGGAAGGGAAGAGCGGGCUGCUCCGGGCGGAGUACGACCGCGACGGCGCCAUGACGAACCCGAGCUUCCCGAAGGUGCUGAUCGACGGCCCGUACGGCGCGCCGGCGCAGGACUACAAGCAGUACGACGUCGUGCUCCUCGUCGGCCUCGGCAUCGGCGCCACGCCCAUGAUCUCCAUCAUCAAGGACAUCAUCAACAACAUGAAGCAGCUCGACGGCGACCUCGAGUCCGGCGACGACAACUCCAGCUCCGUGGCGUCGUCGUUCCGGACCCGGCGCGCCUACUUCUACUGGGUGACUCGGGAGCAAGGGUCCUUCGAGUGGUUCCGCGGCGUGAUGGACGAGGUGGCGGAGACGGACAAGAAGGGCGUCAUCGAGCUCCACAACUACUGCACCAGCGUGUACGAGGAGGGCGACGCCCGGUCCGCCCUCAUCGCCAUGCUCCAGUCGCUCAACCACGCCAAGCACGGCGUCGACGUCGUCUCCGGCACCCGCGUCAAGACCCACUUCGCGCGCCCCAACUGGCGCAACGUCUACAAGCGCAUCACGCUCAACCACCGCGACCAGCGCGUCGGAGUGUUCUACUGCGGUGCCCCGGUGCUGACAAAGGAGCUGCGUGAACUCGCGCAGGAUUUCUCUAGAAAAACAACCACCAAGUUCGAAUUCCACAAGGAGAAUUUCUAAUUUGUGUAGUCUCAAGAAAGUUUUCGCAUGACGAGUCUUAGUACAUACCGUAUUCUAAAUGUGUAGCAUUCAUAUGCAUGUAGAGGGAGUAGAUCAAAGUAGGUAUUGCUUGAUUGUGACCAAAAUUUCAUCAGUUUUUACCCUAGAAGACGAAUAAUCCAAUACCCUUGUACAGAUCUUAGCUCGGAUACGCUUUGUGUCUCUUUGACUAGACAGUUUGAUCAAGUUGCAUGAUAGAGAGUUUGAUGCUCUCGCUUUGACUAGACAGUUUGAUCAAGUUGCAUGAUAGAGAGUUUGAUGCCCUAAUUAGUUGAAAAGUAUCACAAUGUCUGGCAAGAUCAAGAUCAAGAAAGUUGCGCCAGUGCAGGAAAGAAAUUGCACCUUUUGUUGGUAUGUGAUCUUUAUUUAUGCGCCUUUAGUACUUUAUUCCAUUUGUAUUUUUGUGUAGCGCGAAGUCAGAAUCAGAGUACAGCAUAUGACAAGAUAAUGCUUGUGCAAGGCUGUAAGGGAUACGCAUUGUUCAGUAACAGAAUGAGGUGUUCGUUUUCCUA
This is a messenger RNA of Phragmites australis (common reed), 3546 nucleotides long. Its product is annotated as respiratory burst oxidase homolog protein B-like. Gene Ontology annotation, cellular component: plasma membrane. The coding region runs from base 233 to 2995 and encodes 920 amino acids. Gene Ontology annotation, molecular function: NAD(P)H oxidase H2O2-forming activity; calcium ion binding; peroxidase activity. NCBI's taxonomy places the organism in Eukaryota, Viridiplantae, Streptophyta, Magnoliopsida, Poales, Poaceae. The record is from RefSeq and is a predicted model, not a curated record. The transcript has 7 exons.